Meloidogyne enterolobii is the source of this 513-nucleotide messenger RNA. The record is from the annotation of a GenBank genome assembly. Lineage: Eukaryota; Metazoa; Nematoda; Chromadorea; Rhabditida; Meloidogynidae.
AUGUCAACAACAACAAAAAAUUGGAUUCGAGCAGCUUCGGUUAUUCUUUUAAAUAUUAAACAAAAUAAAAUGUUAAUAUUACAGAGAGGUUCUACAGCCAAAUUUAUGCCAAAUUCUUUUGUUUUCCCUGGUGGAGUUGUUGACCCUUUAGAUUUUAAAUUUCCAAUUGAAAAAACAAAUUUUGAUAAAUUAAUAAAUAAUGAAAAUUCAAAAAUUAAUUUGGGAUUAGAAAAUGAUUUUUAUUUGCGUAUUUGUGCAAUUAGAGAAAUGUUUGAGGAAAGCGGAAUUUUAGCAAUAACUGAUAAAGAAGGAAAUAAAUCAGAAUUAUUGUCUGCAGCAAAAGAUGAAAAUUUGUCUGAAUGGAGAAAAAAAAUAUUAUCUAAUCCAAAUUUAUUUCAUGAAAUUUUUUCUGUUAAUAUGAAAAUAGAUGUUGCUUCAUUAAUUCCCUGGUCUAAUUGGCUUACACCUUUUGGUGAAUAUUCCAAAAGGUUUUUUUGUUUAUUUUUAAUUUAA